AGUCCUUGCUCUUACUGUCAUACUUAUGAGAAAUAGAGAAGUUGAGUAACUUUAUCCAUAUUAACACAAGCUCCAAUGGCUUCGAUAAUGCGCAAGCCCAGCGCUAGUGUUAUAUUCUUUCAUGGCUCGGGCGAUACGGGCCCCAAUGUGCUGGAAUGGGUGCGCGGUUUGAUUGGCAGAGACUUCAACGGCUCGCAUAUUAAAUAUGUAUUUCCCACGGCGCCCAUGCAAGAGUAUACGCCCUUUGAUGGCGAGAUGUCUACGGUGUGGUUCAAUCGCGAAUCCGUUGAUAUUGCCGCCGGGGAGGAUCGGAGCAGCAUGUCGCAGAGUUACGAUAUAGCCAAGCAAUUAAUACAGCAUGAAGUCGAUCAAGGCAUACCACACAGUCGCAUUAUUGUCGGUGGUUUUUCGAUGGGUGGCGCCUUGGCGCUGCACACGGGCUACCACGUGACCCGGAAUUUGGCUGGCGUAUUUGCACAUUCCUCCUUCCUCAAUCGCAAAUCGGUGGUCUAUGAGUCGGUCGAGGCGGGAUCUACGCUUCCAGAGCUUUGCAUGUUUCAUGGCGAGGAUGACAAAGUUGUCGAGUUUCAAUGGGGUCGCGAGACGUUUGACAGAUUGCAAGAAUUGGGCGUUAUUGGCACAUUUACGAGCUUGAAUGAUACGGCACAUGAGCUGAAGAAGAGUUCAAUUCUGGAGGUUGAGCAGUGGAUUCUUAAGAAGUUGCCCUAAGAAGCUAGCAUUUCAAUAUAAAUCACUUUUUCAACACUGUUCUUCUAAUUUCGCCUGGGUUAUUUGUUGGCUUACGGUCAAUGAUCCGUAUAUGGAAUUUGUUUCAAUAGAAAUUGUUAAUAAAGCACCUGCUGAAGCUUUAAAAUAAUAAUAUAAAAUAUAAUAUUACUUCCCUAAAA
Drosophila montana is the source of this 908-nucleotide messenger RNA. RefSeq names its product lysophospholipase-like protein 1. The transcript has a single exon. NCBI's taxonomy places the organism in Eukaryota, Metazoa, Arthropoda, Insecta, Diptera, Drosophilidae. Gene Ontology annotation, molecular function: palmitoyl-(protein) hydrolase activity; carboxylic ester hydrolase activity. Bases 76 to 729 code for a protein of 217 amino acids. Gene Ontology annotation, cellular component: cytoplasm. Gene Ontology annotation, biological process: protein depalmitoylation. The record is from RefSeq and is a predicted model, not a curated record.